Molecule: messenger RNA, 1752 nt
Organism: Arabidopsis lyrata subsp. lyrata
Lineage: Eukaryota; Viridiplantae; Streptophyta; Magnoliopsida; Brassicales; Brassicaceae
Exons: 3
Coding region: 1-1752 (583 amino acids)
Source: RefSeq, a predicted model, not a curated record
AUGUCUUCUCCAGCCGUGUAUGUUUCGAACAAUGAAGGAAUCCCUAUUCCCAGAGGGGAUGAAGUCUUCACCCAAAGGGGAGACAAAUUUGGUCCGCAUUUCAGAUCUCAGUCGACCUCUGCUUCCCUUGGCGCUCUUCGCCGCCUUUGUAACAUCCCCCAGGAAAUUGAAUUCUCUCUUCCUAGACCCAACGAGUCUCCGAAAGUGGUGCGAGAGGGUUAUUGUUGUGCGUACGAAGUCUAUUUCAAAGGUUGUGGUUUGUUUUUUCCCAUACCGGAAGUUCUUCUUUUAUACCUCCUCCACCUAGGGAUUGCCUUUCCCCAAAUGGCUCCCAACUUUCUUCGAUACGUUCUGAGCACCCUGACUGUUUCGGCAGAAGCAGGGUCUUCCCUCUCUACCAGCGAACUCUUAGGGCUAUUUCGAGCCCGUGAAUCCGCAGCAACGGGUAUUUUUUCUAUAAACCCUAUCCUUGACCGUAACCUGAUCGACGGAAUGCCCUCGAAUGAUGGGCCUUGGAAGAAAUACUGGUUCUUUUUCCGAGUCAAUCCCCAUUCCGUUCAAGGUCUUUCAAGUCUUCUUCUUGCCAAUUGGACGGGGAACCAGACGAUCCCCCACCCAACCGUUGACUUCUUGUCCUUCUUUCGAAUCGUUUCCGAGGGUGAAACAAAUUGGAAUUCCUUCACCCUUCAACGCAUUCAUAAAGCGGGGCUCGCCAUUAAAGAUGGUCAGACUCAUCCCCUCGAUCCUCCUCCCGAGGAGAAAGACGUCUCGAGCCUGAAUGCUCGAGAUAAAAGAAAGAUGCAGGCUGAAGUCAAGGCUCUUAAGGAUCAGCUAUCCGAAAUUGGAAAAAAGAAACGGAUAGCUGCAAUCUCCAGGGUUGGUAACUUCCACAGGAAGACCCUUUUGGUUGAUGAUGGUUCGUUAGAAGCAGGCCUGUCAGCCGCGGUGGAUACUCAUGGAGCCGAGAUCCUUAACGACCCUGCAGUUGCCACCGCAAUUUGCCCUCCCGAACCAGGGUGUGAGGGAGAAAUAACCUCCUCUCCUCGUACAAAGAGGAAGGCUCCUGAUUCCGAUAAUCCAUCAAACGAGAGACUUAAAACCGUGAGAUUAAGUUCUCCGCCACGAGUCUCUAGCCCUCUACGUUCUGUUUCUCCCUCUUCAGAACCUUUUAACUCCGAGCUCCCUCUUCCGGGAGACAGAGUAAUUUCAGAGGAAAUAGAUGAGCCGAGACCGGAGGCUCCCCUAUCUCAAGGAUUGAGUGUUAGGACUCAAAAUCCUUUACCCGCUUCUAUUUCAGGUAAAAGCUUCUCAUCUAAACGACACGUUAAGAAGAAUACGGCUUUGUUCGAAGAAGCAAAUCAAGAGAUCGAGCUUUUAACUAGGAACAGGGCUCAUGAUAUCGCUGAGGCCGAACAUAAUGCUGGAGAAGAGAUGAGGGGAUUCGGUAUGCAACUUAUCCAAUCUGUCACAAAGUUAUUCAAGGACGAAGAGGUCUGGACUAAAUUUCUAACAGAUCGAGCCGAGCUAAAGAGCAAUUUUGACCUGAUUAAGGAACUAGAGUCUGGGAGAUUUUUGUUUGAGAACGAGAGGAGCGAAGUUGCUGCCGAACUCGCUAUGGUUGAGUCCGAGCUAUCCUCGGCUUCCCGUCCUACUCUCGAUCUGAAACAAUUUUCUUUGGUAUUUGGAGAUUCCCCAUCUCAAUUUGAGGUAGGUGAAGGUUCUCGGCCACAUGAGGGUUCUCCAGAGGUGUAG